GUCUGACAUAUUAUGACGUUACGCGCUAACUCUCUUUCACUCUACCUCAAAUAUUUAUCAUCUUUAACCGUCAGCAACCCUUAUUUGCGGCCAGAUUAAAUUAGGCAACCUUAUAUGAAAAUUAAUAGAAAAAGAAAUUAAGCUUCAAAUUGACAUAUAAUUAAUAGAUAUCCGUUAUAAACGUAUAAAUUUAUCGAAAUCAUACCUGUUUAGACUUGGCUGCAAGAGGUGCGCAACGGCAACCGUGUUUUUUUAGAAUCUUCAUAUUAAUUACCGUGAUGUAGACGUUAUUUUAUUUAAAAAUUAAAUAAACGUAAUUUUUUACCAAAAAUCUAUUAAAAAUAAUGGCGGCCAAAUUUUGAUAGGCACCCUUUGAUAGACCCUAGUAAACAUAUAUUAUUCUCAAUAAAUAAACAUAAAAAUUUGGUUUUAAACAAAAACUCGAUGAACGCACCAAUCCUGCAGCGGGAUCUUAGCCAAUCGGGGGAAAACAAAUCAAUUGACCAAAUUACAAAGCUUAAUAAUGAUUUAUCAAUCUGUGGUUCAGCUACAUCCUAGCUAUUUCCAGUGUUGACAAAAUGGAGCUGUCUCAAGUCAGCUGAUAAUUGACAUUAGUAAUCUUAUGUGCUAUUAAUGCGGUAAUGCCCUGUGCCCAUUGUCAAUUAGUUAUUAGGAAUAAAAAAAAUGUGUUGGAUAAACAUUGGAUAAUGGAUUAGAAAUAUUAUAGAGACAUACAGGAUUACAAUAUUCAUUAAUGUUUCAUCAAACUGUGUUGUAACGGUGAACUAUUUAUGUAUAUAAUUUAAAAAGGAAAAAUGCCUCUCACAGCAAGACAACGAAGUAUUCAUAACAAAAAUGGAGCAAAAAGAUCGGCUAGUAUGACUAAAGGGAAGCGGUCUAGGAAAUCUAGUGAAGGAGAGUACCUAGUGACAAACGCACCAACAGACUUGCGUAGUAUAUCCUACCCAGGUGGAAUGGUUGCACUAGCUCUAUUGCUAACAGCUCGACUCAUAUCUGCAUACUGGGGACAUAUAGCAGAUUGUGAUGAAACCUAUAACUAUUGGGAGCCUUUGCAUUAUUUAGUCUAUGGAAGUGGGUUACAAACAUGGGAAUACAGUCCAGCAUAUUCAAUAAGAUCAUACAUGCCACUAUGGAUGUUUGCAGUUCCAGCUAAAAUACUGUCAUUCAUAAUGACACCUGUUUCUGUAUUCUUUACACUGAGAGCAUUGCUAGCUUCAUUGACUGCCUGUUCUGAACUUAUGUUUUAUAAAGCAGUAUGUCAUGAGUUUGGAGUGCAUGUAGGACGCAUUUGGCUUUGUCUGAGCCUGGCUGCAGCUGGGUGCUUUGCAUCAUCAGCGGCUAUGUUACCUUCUGCUUGGAGCUCAGCUCUAGUGUCAGCAGCUUUGGCCAGUAGUUGGAGAAGACGCUAUGCAGCAGCAGUAACAUUUACAGCCGCAACUACAUUGUUAAGUUGGCCAUUCACUGCUCUCAUCGGAGUACCAAUUGCAAUAGACAUGCUUUUCUUCAAAAAGAAAUUUUAUGAAUUCUUCAAGUGGUCUAUAAUAUCUUUGAUAGUGAUUCUUGUACCAACAGUCAUUGUUGACUCAUGGCAUUAUGGAAGACUAGUUGUAGCUCCAUGGAAUAUUGUUGCAUAUAACAUUUUUACUGAGCAUGGACCAGAUUUAUAUGGAGUAGAACCAUGGACAUAUUACUUUGUCAAUGGAUUCCUUAAUUUCAAUGUGGUUUGGGUCCUAGCUUUAUCCUGCCCACUUCUGCUCUUAGCGUGCCGCGCUGUUGCUACUCGUUCCAUUGCACCACCCGCCUUUUGUAUUCCUUAUUGGCUUAGUCUGAUGCCACUAGCCUUAUGGCUUGGUGUUUUUAUGCUGCAGCCACAUAAGGAAGAGAGAUUCCUGUACCCAGUAUAUAGUAUGAUAAUUCUAGCCGGCGCAAUUUCACUCGACUGCAUCCAGAAAAUGACGUUCGCGGUAGGGACAGAGCUAUUCCGAUGGCGCAAGGAGCGAGAGAGACGGCACUAUCUCUCUUACACCGGACCUCUUGCGGUUAUGUGUGUGAUGCUCUUCAGUAGUAUCAGCAUAUCCCGUAUAGCUGCGCUAUACAACAAUUACCACGGCCCAAUGGUGCUAUUGCGCCAUCUACCGGCUGAACCGAAAGUAGUGUGUUUUAGCAAGGAAUGGUACCGAUCGCCUUCCAGUUUUCACCUACCACCGGGCGCUAGUAUACGUUUCGUGGCCAGCGAGUUUGAUGGACAGCUUCCCGCGCCUUUUAGUCACUUACAUAAUGCUACCCGCAUAAUCCACCCACAUUUUAACGACCUAAACAAAGGUGACAAUUCCACCUACCUUUCGCCCUCCAAAUGCCACUACCUAAUCGACUCAGACAUAGGCCGACCCACGCAUCGUGAACCGUUUUACCACACAGAUACAAAAUCGUGGAACAUUAUUGCUUCUGUGCCAAUUUUGGACGCGUCAAAGUCAAAUAAAAUCUUCAGGGCGUUUUAUGUACCGGGCAUUUCGUAUAAACACGUUGUGUAUGCGAAUUUGUAUUUGUUGAAAAAUGUUUUAAUUAAUUGAAUUAUUUUGAACCGGAAAUGUGAAACGUCAUCUAUUUGUUUGUGUGAUAUUUCAGAAUUAUAUUUGAAUACAAAAUUUAUUUAUUAAAUUUAAAAUGUUGAUUUUUUUUGAAGUUAUACUUCUUUAGGCGCGUUAUGAACAAUAGAUUAGAGUGAAAUUUUACGAUGCGCGCUCCGUGAUACAAAAUUAACAGAAUGAAGUUAGGUCUAGGUGGCAUGAAAAUCGAUAACUAUGUUCAAGUUGUAUAUUCUAG
Molecule: messenger RNA, 2844 nt
Organism: Pieris rapae (cabbage white)
Lineage: Eukaryota; Metazoa; Arthropoda; Insecta; Lepidoptera; Pieridae
Gene: Alg9
Product: alpha-1,2-mannosyltransferase ALG9
Exons: 9
Coding region: 816-2591 (591 amino acids)
Biological process (GO): protein N-linked glycosylation
Cellular component (GO): endoplasmic reticulum membrane
Molecular function (GO): alpha-1,2-mannosyltransferase activity
Source: RefSeq, a predicted model, not a curated record